Medicago truncatula (barrel medic) is the source of this 3346-nucleotide messenger RNA. Its product is annotated as histone-lysine N-methyltransferase ATX3. NCBI's taxonomy places the organism in Eukaryota, Viridiplantae, Streptophyta, Magnoliopsida, Fabales, Fabaceae. Gene Ontology annotation, molecular function: protein binding. The record is from RefSeq and is a predicted model, not a curated record. Bases 207 to 3101 code for a protein of 964 amino acids. The transcript has 23 exons. Gene Ontology annotation, biological process: regulation of transcription by RNA polymerase II.
AAAAACAUCAAUUAAAUCAUUAAACACCAUUGUUUGUUCCUCCUUCUGUUUUACUUUACCUUCAUAUAAACAUAGUAGAUUUAUUUAUUCAUUUAUUUUAUUUCAUUUAUUUUCUCUCCUUCAUUGUUCGAUUUGCUGAUUUGAUUUUUGGUGGAUCUGAAAUAAAUGAAUUAGGGUUUUGUGUGUUGAUCAUAAUCACAAAAAAGAUGAAAUCUGGAAUUCAGAAUCUGAAGCGAUGUAGUAAGCUAGAAGAAGAAUCUCCACCACAGAUUCAGAAGAAGCCCAAACUCAAUAACGCCUUUUACUCUUUCCAUGAUGGCGAGAUCCACUCCAAUUCAGCUUCCACAGAUUUGAAUAUUGUAGCUGAAAAUGCACCUCCAUUGUCGCGAGCAUCCAGAGGCCGCGUUAAAAUGCUUCCAUCCAAGUUCAAGGACUCCGUACUUCUCGGUACACAGAAGAAGAAUAAUCGACAAAUACAAAACUCCAAGCUCAGUUUUGAAGGUGAGAGUAGUGAUACUGUAAUUAGAUUUGUAAAUAAGGGAAAGGAAAACAAAUGCGAUCCGAAAAAAGAGAGUGAUAAUGGUUUUGAUGAAUUUGAUUAUGAGAAGCAUGCUAAGUCGUUUAAGAGCAUUAAAAAGACGGUUAAAGGGAGUCGAAUGUUAUUGGUUAAAGCGGAGAGUGGAAAUUGUUUUGAUGAAAAGGGUAAAAAAGGGAAAGAGAUUUUCAAACUAGUGGAUUUUCAUUUGGGUGAUAUUGUUUGGGCAAAAUGUGGCAAGACUUUUCCGGCAUGGCCUGCUGUUGUCAUUGAUCCUAUUUCACAAGCUCCUGAGUCUGUUCUUAGACGUUGUGUUCCCGAUGCAAUUUGUGUUAUGUUUUUCGGUUAUUCGAAAAAUGGAAAGCACAGGGACUAUGCAUGGGCGAAGCAGGGGAUGGUAUUCCCCUUCUUGGAAUUCAUGGAUAGAUUCCAGGGGCAGACCCGAUUGUACAAGACCAAAGGAAGUGACUUUCACGAGGCAAUGGAGGAGGCAAUGUUGGCAGAUAAUGGCAUUCUGGAUCCACAUUAUAGAGCUAAGCAAAUUGUGGAGGGUGCGACUUCCUGUGCUGAACAGGAAUAUCACUGCCAAGGCCAGGAUACAAUAUCUUGUUAUGGCUGUGGUUUGACGUUGCCAUGCAAAACCAUGAAGAAGAUUAAGGAUUCAAGCUGUGCUCCUCAGCAUUAUUGUAAAUCUUGUGCAAAGUUACUUAAAUCGAAACAAUACUGUGGCAUUUGCAAAAAGAUUUGGCACCAUUCAGAUGCUGGUGAUUGGGUAUGCUGUGAUGGUUGUAAUGUUUGGGUGCAUGCUGAGUGUGACAAAAUUUCCAGCAAACGUUUCAAGGAUCUCGAAAAUAUAGAUUACUAUUGCCCAGAUUGCAAGGGAAAGUCGGAUUGUAAGUUAUCCACAUCACAAACAUACAAAUCAAAAAUCAAAUCAGUAGAAAACAACCAAAAACCUGUGUUACCUGAAAAUCUAGCGGUGGUGUGCAAUGACAUGAAAGGAAUAUACUUUCCAAAGCUUCAUUUAGUUUUGUGCAAGUGUAUCACGUGUGGGUCAAAAAAGCAGGCAUUGGCAGAAUGGGAACGGCAUACAGGUUGUACAGCCAAAAAAUGGAAACAUAGUGUGAAAGUAGAAGGCACAAUGCAACCACUAAUAAAAUGGAUCACGGAACACAAUCCCCAAGCUGGAAUUCCCAUGAAGUUAAAUCAGAAACAGGUGUUUUCCUUUUUGCAAGAAAAAUAUGAACCAGUUUAUGCAAAAUGGACAACAGAGAGAUGUGCGAUUUGCAGAUGGGUAGAAGAUUGGGAAGAUAACAAGAUUAUUAUAUGUAACAGAUGCCAAGUUGCUGUUCACCAAGAGUGCUAUGGUGCAAAGAAUGUUCAAGAUUUUACUUCCUGGGUUUGUAGAGUGUGUGAAACUCCAGAUGUUGAAAGAGAGUGCUGCCUCUGUCCAGUAAAAGGUGGUGCACUGAAGCCAACUGAUGUUGAGUUGCUGUGGGUUCAUGUAACAUGCGCUUGGUUCCGGCCUGAAGUUGUUUUCCGAAACCACGAGGCAAUGGAACCUGCCUCUGGAAUCCUUAAGAUUCCUCCUAGUUCCUUUUUGAAGACUUGUGUGAUCUGUAAACAAAGUCAUGGUUCCUGUACAAGUUGUUGCAAGUGUGCUACAUAUUUUCACGUGAUGUGUGCAUCAAGGAUGGGAUAUAGCAUGGCGUUGCGUUCUACAGUGAAGAAGGGGACUCAAAUAACACAGACGCUAAUAUAUUGCGCAGUUCACAGGGUCCCAAAUCCAGAUUCAGUAGUGGUUGUGCAUACCCCUCUGGGGGUAUUCUCUCCAAGAACUUCACUUCAAAAUCACAAGGGACGCUUUAGAGGAUCAAAGCUUAUUUCAUCAAAUAACUUAGAACUCCUUGAACCUUCAACCUCUGAACAUUAUGAGGUUGAGCCAAUAUCUGCCGCCAAGUGUCGUGUUUACAAAAGGCCUCCCAAUAAGAAGGAUGAUGCACCAAUAAUUCACUUGCUUGGGGGACCAAACCUUCAUUCUUUAAGUGCAAUAACUCAAUUGAACAACAAUACGGAUGCUGGGGUGUUUUCUUCAUUUAAGGAACGACUUCACCAUUUACAGAAAACGGAAAACUGUAGAGUCUGCCUUGGAAAAUCAGCUAUUCAAGGGUGGGGCCUCUUUGCUCGUAGAGAUUUGCAAGAAGGGGACAUGGUUGUUGAGUAUCGUGGCGAACAGUUAAGGCGUAGUGUUGCUGAUCUGAGGGAAGCAAAGUACCGGUUAGAAGGCAAAGAUUGUUAUCUGUUCAAGAUUAGCGAGGAAGUGGUAAUUGAUGCAACUGAUAAGGGAAAUAUUGCACGUUUAAUAAAUCAUUCUUGCAUGCCAAACUGCUUUGCAAGGAUUAUGUGCUUGGGAGAUCAGGAGAGCAGGAUUGUUCUUAUUGCCAAGACCAAUAUUUCUGCUGGUGAAGAACUAACGUAUGAUUACUUGUUCGAUACAGAUGAGCGAGAUGAACUCAAGGUUCCCUGCCAUUGCAAAGCCCCCAAUUGUAGGAAAUUUAUGAACUAGGUUAGUUAAUGGUUUUGCAUUGUUUCGGACGAGGGAACAGUUGCACUAAGCAAAUCUUACCGGAAAUAUCUCUCCAUUGAGGUUGUACUUUGUUUUAAGAUAAAUUAAUCAAUUUGUAUAUUACCCCAAGAUAAGGUUUGGUUGUCGUUGUUGCAAUCAAUUUUGUAAUAUCCUGCUGAAUUUGUAAUAAAUUGUCGAAUUAGUUGAGCAUGUCAGAACGGAAAUAAUUUCUAAAGGGUUAAAUA